Heterobasidion irregulare TC 32-1 is the source of this 966-nucleotide messenger RNA. RefSeq lists its product as uncharacterized. The transcript is spliced from 5 exons. The record is from RefSeq and is a predicted model, not a curated record. NCBI's taxonomy places the organism in Eukaryota, Fungi, Basidiomycota, Agaricomycetes, Russulales, Bondarzewiaceae. Gene Ontology annotation, cellular component: mitochondrion. Bases 1 to 966 code for a protein of 321 amino acids. Gene Ontology annotation, biological process: mitochondrial respiratory chain complex I assembly; biosynthetic process.
AUGUGGAGUGCUCGUUCGACAUGUCUCAGAGCCGCUAAUUUCAGGCCGAUAGCUCGCAAGGGCGCGUGGAGGUCGCUCCAUGCAGCCGCUGGGUCAAGUGCUGGCGGCACCAAGGACCCAAACGUCUACUGCAGAGAUUUUGUCAGGACACACGACUAUGAAUCGUACCUUAUCUCGCAGUUCUAUCCGAAAGAAAAGCGGAACGGCUAUUUCGCGCUGAAGGCUUUCUAUGACGAGCUAGCGAUGGUCCAGGACUCGGUGUCGAACGUUAUGCUCGGAAAAAUGAGGAUGCAGUUCUGGAGGGACGCCGUUAAGAGUUUGGCAGACGGUAGGCCGCCGCACCAUCCAAUCGCUCUUGCAUUGCAUGAAUCAUACAAAAGCGCGAACAUAUCGCCGUAUCACCUCAAAAGAAUCAUAGACGCGAGGGACAAUGAAUUGGAAGGCCCAGCUCAUAUGACCAUGGACUCUUUGAUCGCACACGCUGAGUCCACCUCAUCGACCUUGUUCUACCAGCUUCUUUCGCUUCUGGAUGUGUCGUCUGAGGCGCUCUCGCACGCCGCGUCUCACCUUGGCGUUGCCCAUUCGCUGGCCAUAUUAUUACGAGCACUACCAUACCACGCGUCAAAGGGGCGUAUGGUGAUCCCCGCUGAAAUCACCGCGAAACACGGCGUGAGCCAGGAAGACGUGUUCCGGAGGGGCCCUGGGGCAGAAGGGAUCGACAACGCCGUGUUCGAGUUCGCCACUGCGGCGAACGACCAUCUCCUUACGGCGAGGGAGAUGUUCAAAGAGACAGGGGGAAAGGUGCCCCAAGCGGGGAUGCCCGUGUUCGCGAGCGGCGUCUACGUCGCGUCGUAUCUGGAGCGGCUAGAGCGGGCGAAUUUCGAUGUGUUCGAGGGGUCGCUGCAGGUGCGAGAGUGGAGGCUGCCGUGGCGCGUCUGGCGUAGUUACCACAAAUGUACCUUUUGA